AGAGCGGUAAUGCCUUUUUACGUCUUUAAGAAUCGACAAAGAUUUUCUACGACAGAGAUAAAGGCUGAUUGGUCAGUGUGCCUGUAUUUGAUUCUCCUGAUCCUUCACCUGACUUCUGUCUCCAGAUCAGAGAUGCUCCAGCUUCUGGGUCCAGCUGGUCCUGUCAUUGCUGUAGUUGGUGAAGAUGUUGUCCUGCCCACUCACCUCAAACCCAACAUAAGUGCAGAGGAUAUGCGCAUAGAGUGGUUCAGAACGCAGAACAGAGACCCACUGGUGCAUCUCUACCUUCUGGGAGAGAGCAGGAAUGAGUCCCAGAACCCAUCGUACAGCGGAAGGACAGCACUCUUCCCUGAGGAACUGAGGAAGGGCAAUACGUCUCUGAGGCUGAGCAGGGUCCAGGUCUCUGAUGAGGGGCAGUACUCAUGUUACAUUCAGUCCAAGUCUGACAAUAAUUACCGCAUCAUGGUGUCACUGGAAGUAAGAGCUGUAGGAACUGAGCCAGUGAUCUUCAGGGAAGCAGAUGAAGAAGGGGAGGUUGGCCUGCUGUGUGAAUCUAAAGGCUGGUAUCCUCAGCCUGACCUCAUCUGGCAGGACAGUGAGGGUCACAAUCUCACCACUGAGAAACCUGAGAUACUCAGGGACAGCCUGGGCCUCAUUGUCAUAAGAACACGUGUCGUCAUAAAGAGAGAAGGCAGCAGCAGAUUCACCUGUCGAGUUCUGCAGCAGAAGCUCAAUGAUGAAAAGGUGACAGAGUUUUACCUCCAUGAGAUGAAGGCUGAUUGGUCAAUGUGCCCGUAUUUGAUUCUCCUGAUCCUCCACCAGACCUCCAGAUCAGAGAUGUUCCAGCUUCUGGGUCCAGCUGGUCCUGUCAUUGCUGUAGUUGGUGAAGAUGUUGUCCUGCCCACUCACCUCAAACCCAACAUAAGUGCAGAGGAUAUGCGCAUAGAGUGGUACAGACCACAGAACAGAGACCCACUGGUGCAUCUCUACCUUCUGGGAGAGAGCAGGAAUGAGCCCCAGAACCCAUCGUACAGUGGAAGGACGGCACUCUUCCCUGAGGAACUGAGGAAGGGCAAUACGUCUCUGAGGCUGGGCAGGGUCCAGGUCUCUGAUGAGGGGCAGUAUUGGUGUUACAUUCUGUCCAAGUCUGACAAUAAUUACCGCAUCAUGGUUUCACUGGAAGUAAGAGCUGUAGGAACUGAGCCAGUGAUCUUCAGGGAAGCAGAUGAAGAAGGGAAGGUUAGACUGCUGUGUGAAUCUAAAGGCUGGUAUCCUCAGCCUGACCUCAUCUGGCAGGACAGUGAGGGUCACAAUCUCACCACUGAGAAACCUGAGAUACUCAGGGACAGCCUGGGCCUCAUUGCCAUAAGAACACGUGUCGUCAUCAAGAGAGAAGGCAGCAGCACAUUCACCUGUCGAGUUCUGCAGCAGAAGCUCCAUGAGGAAAAGGUGACAGUGUUUUACCUCCAUGGGCUCCAGCCGGCCAAUCAGAUCAGGGCUAUGCUCGUAACUGACCAGUCACAGCGCACCAGCAGGAGGGAGAGCUCUAACACCGUCAGGAGCCGCACUGAGCACGGUGCUGGUGACGGUGAGGCCCGUAAGGCCAGAGCAAUCGCCUCAGAGCCUGCCGGUCGCCGGGCAGCUCCCUCCUGA
Molecule: messenger RNA, 1653 nt
Organism: Conger conger (European conger)
Lineage: Eukaryota; Metazoa; Chordata; Actinopteri; Anguilliformes; Congridae
Product: butyrophilin-like protein 2
Exons: 9
Coding region: 10-1653 (547 amino acids)
Source: RefSeq, a predicted model, not a curated record